Molecule: messenger RNA, 5868 nt
Organism: Lytechinus pictus (painted urchin)
Lineage: Eukaryota; Metazoa; Echinodermata; Echinoidea; Temnopleuroida; Toxopneustidae
Product: mucolipin-3-like
Exons: 14
Coding region: 200-2296 (698 amino acids)
Cellular component (GO): lysosomal membrane; plasma membrane
Molecular function (GO): NAADP-sensitive calcium-release channel activity
Source: RefSeq, a predicted model, not a curated record
AUUGAAUGUAAGACGACAAUGAAUUAGCAGAAAUCACAUGAUAAAAAAGUCAACACAACUGAUGAUAUGAUGCGAAGUCGAGUCGGAGAGCUGACUUCAGAGUUCAGUCUUGGAUUUCAAAUGCAAGCGAGUGCAAGAAGCUUCAGUUUCUUUUUCAUUUAAUUUCCUAAAAUCGUUUAUUUGUGGAAAUCCAUGGUAAAUGAGGGCGUCCCGUGCGAGUUCGGUGAGGGAGGCAGCUGCAGAAAGACGAAGGAAACCUGUUACACAUUUCGAAAACAGCCAGGCCGAGAAAUCUCCGGAUCUUGGUCGUUCUCUGCGCCGGCAGGAGCGGCUUGUUUUGGAGGCAGAUUCCCCUGAUACGGGGGCGUACUCUACAUGUUCGCCAUCCGUUGUCAUAACCCCAUCUUGUGGACAUAGUAAAGUCCCAACCAUGAACACAUUGGCAGUCCAGACAGCCUGUGGUGGGGGCAGCUCCAGAUCCCUCAACAAGAUUGGACAUUGUGAGUGUAACCAUGACAACUAUGGCAACAUCAACAAUGAUUCUAGCAUCCAGAACGAAUGUCAUGGCGAGAGCACACCAACUUCUUGUCUAGAGGAGGACGAUGUCUUUGGAGCUUCUACAGGAACCCUGAGAAGCAGGCAGGAGAUGCGCUGGGAGCUAAGGUACUUUUUCAUGAACCCGUACCUCAAGUACAAGAAGAGAGGCCGCAAACCGUGGAAGCUAGGGGUUCAGCUCCUCAAGAUCAUCUUUGUUACUAUUCAGCUUGUUGCCUUUGGAACGAGCCAGUUUUCACUGAACAAGUUCUACGAAGGAAACCAAGAAGCUUUUGAACAUUUGUUUUUGAAGAGCUGGAGUUCCGGUUUUGACUCCAAGGCAUACCCCAAGAGCGAUGAACUUUAUGCCAUCUAUGAACAAGAAAGCUUCUUCAAACACCUUGACUACGUUGCUUAUCAGUUUUCAAACCUGAAGUCAAAUGCCAUUGGGACGUAUGGCUAUGAUCACAGAGAAGAAGGGGAAGCCCGCGCUCUUCAUGUAUAUCAGGAGAAUUAUAAGGAGAUCAAGAUAACAGAAGACGGACAGUUUGUAAUUAAUGAGGAUAUUCAUACAAGUUUUAUAGUCAUUCCAGUGAACACAUCUCACAAUAUAUCAGUCAAAGAUUACUUAGAGCUUCACAACCAGACACUGUGUCUUGAUACAUUGAGAUUAUUCAAAAUGAACUUUGUGAUAAGCAGCGUUCAUCUCAAGAAUUCCAACACGUUCACCAUUCCAGAUUGUAUCAAGUUUAAUAUCACUAUUAAAUAUGAUAAUACAAUACAUAGUGGAAGGAUGCCAGUUUCACUUGAUGUUGAGCACAACUUCUUCACCAACUGCUCUAACAAAUAUGAUGAUGAUGAAUUGGAGAAAACAGCUGCAAGGAUGAUAUUUACACUGGACAUUCUAGUUCUUAUACUGUGUCUUAUAUCAGUGAUACUGUGCCUAAGGUCUCUUGUUAAAGCACAGCAACUGAAAUUUAAAACCAUGAAGUUUUUCAAGGCGCAUUAUAGCUGCACACUAGGUACCUCUGAUAGGAUGGAGUUCUUAAACCUUUGGUAUGUGAUCAUCGUUGUCAGUGAUAUAUGCACAAUCACCGGGAGUGUUAUUAAGAUCCUGAUUGAAAUAUCGGAUAACACAAACUAUGAUCCAUGCAGUCUAUUGCUUGGUACAGGAUGUUUCCUGAUCUGGUUUGGUGUUCUGAGGUACCUAGGCUUCUUCAACAAAUACAAUAUCCUUAUUGUAACUCUAAAGAAUGCCAUGCCUAAUGUACUAAGGUUUCUCAUCUGUGCCAGUAUCAUAUACGCUGCAUAUGCAUUUUUUGGUUGGAUAGUUCUCGGACCAUACCAUCCAAAGUUUAAAACACUGAGCAUCUCAGUAGAGUGUAUGUUCUCACUCAUCAACGGAGACGACAUGUACGCAACGUUUCGUGAGAUGUCAACUAGCAACACAACUAUCUACGUCUUCAGUAGGAUCUAUCUCUAUACAUUCAUCAGUCUCUUUAUUUACGUGGUACUCAGUUUGAUCAUUGCCAUCAUCAUGGACACCUAUGAAACAAUGAAGGAAUACCAAAGAACGGGUCAUGUAGAGGGCAAGCUUCAUUGUUUCAUGGCGGAGACUUGCGAUGAGUCCAUUCCAGGGCGGGGUUCAUUCCACACCCAAUCUAGUAUGAUGGAGAAGUGGAGAUGGCAGCAAAAACUAAGAGGCACUUUCUGCUGUAGAAGAUGUAAUUCAUACAACAGCGAUGAGGAUAUGAUCACAUGAUGUCAAUAUGGGGAAUCCCCAGGUCCUUGGAUACCAGUAAUCAAGCCUGCUUGUACGUGGUAACCUGGAGGAAAGUAACCAAGUUACAAAAACAGUCAUUGAUCAUCUUUUAUCCUGUGAUUGCAAGGAAAGAAUCCUCAAGUCUGGAUGAUUGACUCGGUGCUCUCGUUUCUUGUGGAGGAUGACUUUGGAUCAGUCCUAUUUUGAGCCUUUGAAUGACUUUACUUCAAGAACCUGGUGGUCAAAAUCCAGGGGACGGGUUCAUGAGAAAAGACGGCAUUGGCAAGUUUGUUAUCUGACAUUCACCAUAGUUACAGUCAUUAAGCACCUUCUGCGUCAUCAAAUCAUGAACCCCUCUUCCGUUUACCGAGGUACUCCUGAAAGAGUAAGCAAAGUUGCAGGAUUGUUUACCGGCCACAACCGCGUAGCAGUUCGACAAGUGGUACUUGUGAUUGCAGGAGACAAUCUUCAAGACUGGAUGAUUGACUCAGGGGUCUUGUCUCUCUUGGAAAUGUCUAAGGAUCAAUCUUAUGCCUUUGAAGGACUUAACAAUGGAUAUUGGUUCAUUUGCUUCAAGAACCUGAUGAUGUAAAUCUUAUUGCAAUUAGGGAAACAAGUGCACUGUUUCGUUACUGUUGUCGGGAUAGCCAACUUGGGGCCGUAUUUUGAAGUCAGGUUUCUUAGACCAUGGUCUAACUCUGUGCUAAAAUUAUGGGAGCCAAAAAUGUAAAGAUUCUGUUUAUAUUGUAUAUGCCUUUAUGUUUACUAUUUUGUUUCCUGUUGCAUUCAUGAUGAAGAAAAAUACUUCAGUUAUCAUUCCCAGACAAUUAUGAACAAUUUGGGUGUCAUAUGAGUUAAUAAGUUGAAUGUGUUCUGUUAGGGAUUUGUGCCCCAAUUGGCUCUCCAUAGUUAAACCACAACUUUAAACCAGGGUUUGAUUAAAACCUGAGUUCAGAAAACGGGCCAGAGUACCUGUCAGUCACCAUAGUAAUAGUCAGACUGUGUUUCUCAUCCCCUGUGCUUCUCAGCCAAUCAAAAUCAAAAAUGGGAUGCUGAUGAAACUCCCCAAGAUGUCUAGGGACCUGUAACACAAAACUAAGCAAUGAUCAUAGAACAUUUUUCCAUGAUUGAUUGCAUUGACUACAAUGUACAAUCAAUCAUAAAAAUCAAGUGUACAAUCAAUCGCUAGCCCGUAUUCUGAACCUGGGUUUCAUUUAAUCAUCACAUGCUGGAAAGCCAGCUCACUAAUGAUUGCUUAAACUGAUAGGCACAUGUGGGACGGAGUUUUAUUAAUAAUAAUGAUUAUACUUGCACCUAAUACUGUACCUCUUUAUGAGAAGUCUCUAAGUGUUAUACAAUAAAUGCAGCAAAAUUACCCUGGCUUUAGCCAUGCUAAAGCCAGAUAUCAUUGUUUUGAAGAAAAAAAACUGUCUCGGGGCAAAGAUUCUGUGCUUAUUUUGCACAUUUCACAGCAAUUAUGCAUUCUCUACCCGAAUCAUUUGACAAAGAAUAAAACUUGGGUGAACACAUUUAUUGGGUACUGUUUGACCUCAUUUUGAUAUCAAUGACACAGCUGAAAUUUCUUUAAAAUUUCUCCAUAUAUUUCUACUUUUUCAUAACAGGCUAUUUAUGACAGAAAUUUGAGAUUAUAUUCUAAAUAUGCAUUUUUUCUGCAUUAUUGAUGCACAACUCUGUUAAAAUUUACAUUAUUUCUUUAAAAUUUUUUUGUACAGAUCUAUGCACAUGUAGUUAAUAAAUCCAUAUUUGAAGAUGUUUAACAUCAUUGUUUUAAAUGUAUACAUAUUGUACUAAUUUAACAACUAACACAAGUUGUGGGUUAUAAAUUGUAUUAUAUUUAAAAAUUAUAUUUAAACUCCCAAUUAAAACAAAGUUUAUAAAGGGGUAUCACUGUGCAGGUUUGUUUAGAUGGCCAGCCAGUGGAUGGUUGCAAAUCUUGCUGACUAAACUACUUAAUUAUUUUUUCUACAAUUUUCUUGCAAAUUUUUGCAUGCUCAUUGGUCUUUUGAUUGAAGAUGUGCAAGAUAAACACCAGUAACAAUGUUGGCUGAGCCAGGACAGUCAUGAUCACGUGUGAGCGCAUUGUGAAUAUUCAUUGUAAUGUCAGUUAGGUCAUCACAUACGGUAUCGAUAUGCAAAUAACUCAGAUUACCACAGUAAACCAGAUUAUCACAGUAAACACAUCAAAAAUUCAAUUUUGGUUAAUAUGUCACAUGAUACCUUUUGUCAGAGAAAGGCUGUAUUGCCAUGCUAUACAUUUCUCUUAAUUAUAAUGUUAUACUAUAAGCAUCAAGUGUUCUGUAGGAUAUGCAUACAUGUAUGUCAUAUGAAAAAAAUACAUGCAGUAUUAAUUUCAUAACAGAUAAUUAUGGUCACAUUAUAUUUUUACACUAUCAAGAGAAUUUAACUUUUUGAAACGUGGUCAUUUUCAGUCUUGUUUAAUUAUUUAAUUUAAUUGGCACCAUAUUGUACAUGUCUUCUCUCAUGACAAAAAUGACUUGUUUCUUUCAUGCCUUCAAUGUACUUGCCAUGAAAAAAGUAAUCUGUCAUGAAAUCUAGACCCCCUUUUCCUACAUUCUUUUUGGGUCACAGAUAAAAACUCGACAGAAAUAUACAUGAAUGGGACUGAUUUGUUAUUGUAAUAAUCACAGUACUACUAAUCUACACUUUGCCUGCACACUUUCGUUUUGGGGGAAGAUUAUGACAUUUAUUUUUGUAUUUUCUUGAAAAUCAAUUUCCUCAGGAAUAUUGUUUAUUUUUCAUUUGGUCUCAUCCCACAUGGUCUAAUCCUAGUUUGUCUUCAACAAGUUCAUCUACUAAACCAUUUGGUCUAAUUAAAAAAUCAAUUUCCUUAGGAAUAUUGUUUAUUUGGUCUAAUCCUAGUGUGUUUUCAACAAGUUCAUCUACUGAACCAUCUGGUCUAAUUGCCAUUUACCCCCUUAUCAUUUUGUCUAAUUUCCAGUUUGGCUAGACACAUUUUGUAUAAUAUCCACUUGGUCCAAUACCACUUACUAGUAGUCUAUAUGAUUAGAUGAACUGGCCCAUCUGGCCACCAAACUAACUGACAAACCAGGAGAUGGUUAGACCAAAUUGAUAGAAGACAAAGUGGGUCUAGCCAUGAAGGCGUUAGACAAUCUGAGAAUUAGACCAUCUGCUUGUGGACCAAUUGAAUAUAAACUAAUUAUUCAUUGCAGAGCCCCUCCCCAUAUUUUGGAGGAUAUGAUUGUGAGUUAUUUGUGAUAGAGAAAAUUAUAAUAUUUUUGAUAAUGUAAUGAUACAUGUAAGAUUGUGACUUGUGAGGAUAUACAUGUUCUUGCUCUGUGUCUGCUAAAACUCAUUGGCCAUAUUCUGAACUCGGGUUUCAUUCAGACCCUGGCCCAAAUUUGCAGUUUUAGUAUGGAUAGCCAACUAUGAUAAUUAUCUUUCACGGUGCAAGAUCAAUUUAUGUGCUCAUUGGGACUCAAAUCAUUCAUAAUUGUCAAGAAAUAAUGACAAAUUUUUUCACCUUUAAAGCAUGAGGGAAGAGCAAAUUUAACAUAACAACCGAUGAUAUA